Capra hircus (goat) is the source of this 2654-nucleotide messenger RNA. It is a transcript of the gene BUB3, whose product is annotated as BUB3, mitotic checkpoint protein. The transcript is spliced from 8 exons. The record is from RefSeq and is a predicted model, not a curated record. Lineage: Eukaryota; Metazoa; Chordata; Mammalia; Artiodactyla; Bovidae. The coding region runs from base 106 to 1092 and encodes 328 amino acids. Gene Ontology annotation, molecular function: ubiquitin binding. Gene Ontology annotation, cellular component: kinetochore; bub1-bub3 complex; mitotic checkpoint complex. Gene Ontology annotation, biological process: mitotic spindle assembly checkpoint signaling.
UUGUCUCCGCCUACUUCGCUCGACGCGCGAGAGCGCCGAGGGAAGCUAGGCGGCGGCGAGUGGCGGCGGGCGCGGUGGCUGAAUUGCUUCUGAAGGGAGCCCGAGAUGACCGGUUCUAACGAGUUCAAGCUGAACCAGCCCCCCGAGGACGGCAUCUCCUCGGUGAAGUUCAGCCCCAACACAUCCCAGUUCCUGCUGGUCUCCUCCUGGGACACGUCCGUGCGCCUCUACGAUGUGCCGGCCAACUCCAUGCGUCUCAAGUACCAGCACACCGGCGCCGUCCUGGACUGCGCCUUCUACGAUCCAACACAUGCCUGGAGUGGGGGAUUAGACCAUCAAUUGAAAAUGCAUGAUUUGAACACCGAUCAAGAAAAUCUUGUUGGAACCCAUGAUGCCCCUAUCAGAUGUGUUGAAUACUGUCCCGAAGUGAAUGUGAUGGUUACUGGAAGCUGGGAUCAGACGGUUAAAUUGUGGGAUCCCAGAACCCCUUGUAAUGCUGGGACCUUCUCUCAGCCUGAAAAGGUGUAUACCCUGUCGGUGUCGGGAGACCGGCUGAUCGUGGGCACUGCAGGCCGCAGAGUGCUGGUGUGGGACUUGCGGAACAUGGGCUACGUGCAGCAGCGCCGCGAGUCCAGCCUCAAGUACCAGACGCGCUGCAUCCGAGCAUUCCCCAACAAGCAGGGUUAUGUAUUAAGUUCUAUUGAAGGUCGAGUGGCAGUUGAGUACUUGGACCCAAGCCCCGAGGUGCAGAAGAAGAAGUAUGCCUUCAAGUGUCACAGACUGAAAGAAAACAAUAUUGAGCAGAUUUACCCAGUCAACGCCAUUUCCUUUCACAACAUCCACAAUACUUUUGCCACAGGUGGUUCUGAUGGAUUUGUAAAUAUUUGGGAUCCAUUUAACAAAAAGCGACUGUGCCAGUUCCAUCGGUACCCCACCAGCAUCGCCUCACUCGCCUUCAGUAAUGAUGGGACCACGCUUGCAAUAGCAUCAUCGUAUAUGUAUGAAAUGGAUGACACGGAACAUCCCGAAGAUGGUAUCUUCAUUCGCCAAGUGACAGAUGCAGAAACAAAACCCAAGUCACCAUGUACUUGACAAGAUUUCAUUUACUUAAGUGCCAUGUUGAUGAUAAUAAAACAAUUCGUACUCCCCAAUGGUGGAUAUAUUACUAUUAACAAAGAAGCCAGGGAACAUUUUUUACUUUUAAUAUUAUAAGAACCUGAAAAUAUUGGAAAAGAGGUUUUUUUUUAUUGUUUGUUUUUUUUUUUAAAUACUUUAGCGCAUGAGAUGGUUUGAUGGUUUUUCUGCAUUUAAAGGUAUUUGGGCAAACAGAAGGGGAGGGCAGCAACAGCACUUCUGAGAGUCAGUUUUGACCUUGAUUUUUGUUUCCACUGCGGAAAUAAAUGUUUGUAAAUAAAUGUAGGUAAUAAAGCCCCCUUUGCGUUCUUUCUGGGCCUUAAAUGGUAGAGAAGAAGGCUCUUGAGCCAUUUGUUUCUCUUGCUGGUUAUAGUUGCUAAUUCUAAAGCUGCUUCAGACUGCCUCAUGAGGAGGUUAAUCUACAAUUAAACAAUAUUUCCUCUCGGCCGUCCAUUAUUUUCUGAAGCAGAUGGGUCAUCAUUUCCUGGGCUGUGAAACAAAGCGAGGUUAAGGUUAGACUCUGGGGAAUCAGCUCGUUUUCAAUCUUAUUAGGGUGCAGGAGGAAAACUAAUAAGAAAACCUCCUAACAUCAUUUUGUGACUGUAAACAAUUAUUUAUUAGCAAACAAUUGAUCCCAGAAGGGCAAAUUGUUUGAGUCAGUAAUGAGCUGAGAAAAGACAGAGCAUAUCUGUGUAUUUGGAAAAAUAAUUGUAACGUAAUUGCAGUACAUUUAGACAGGCAUCUAUUUGGACCUGUUUCUAUCUCUAAAUGAAUUUUUGGAAACAUUAAUGAGGUUUACAUAUUUCUCUGACAUUUAUAUAGUUCUCAUGUCCAUUUCAGUUGCCCAGCCGCUGGUGAUUAAGGUUAAAAAGAAAAAAAUUAUAGUGAGAAUGAGAUUCAUUUCAAUGUAAUGCCCUAAAGCAGAACAUGAACUUAGCUUGGCCUAUUCUAGGUAGUUCCAAAUAGUAUUUUUGUUGUCACACUUUUUGUUUUUUUAUUUAUAUUAUUUGAAAAUGUAUGUAUCUGAAUGGUACUUGGAUCCUUCACUGAAAUUUGUGUUAUCCAUGAUGUAUUUUAAAAAUUUUCUUUUGCUACAGAGAGAGGUCUUAUUUUUAUUUGUAAGUAUUUUAGUGAAAACUUAGUGUACAUCUGAACCCAUCUUUUGAAAUGUAUUUUCUUCAUUGCAGGUCCACCUAACCAUCUCGUGAAAGUGGUUUCUCUAUGGAAAGCUUUGUUUUGCUUCCUACCAAUACAUGAUUGUCCCUUAAGGGAUGCGUUUUAGUCAUUGUGGACACAUUAUUUAGUAUGUGAAUUUCUCUGUUCUCUUGUUGGUGUGCCCUUUCCUCCUGACUGUAGGAUGAGGAGUCUUUGUGUCCUUGUGCAGUAGUCUGAAGAAUUGUUUUUCCCUCAGCAAGCCCAGUUGCUGUGUAUGAGCAGCUUGAGCUCUUUCUGUAAAAUAACCUAAACCUGUUAUUUCCAUGCUGUCUAAUAAAUCAGAGAUUCAAAACCCUUAAAUGUUG